Puccinia triticina is the source of this 792-nucleotide messenger RNA. RefSeq lists its product as uncharacterized. The transcript has 5 exons. The record is from RefSeq and is a predicted model, not a curated record. Bases 1 to 792 code for a protein of 263 amino acids. Lineage: Eukaryota; Fungi; Basidiomycota; Pucciniomycetes; Pucciniales; Pucciniaceae.
AUGUCUGAAGACAAAGAACUGCUUGGAGGCUAUAGUGUGGAGGGUAGUAUGGAUGGCUUCAUCCGCCCGCCGCCGCCCCGCGGUCUCCCAAAUAAUGGCGGCCAUCUUCCUCGUCCUCUUCCGCAAACACUGCCCACGGUUGUCCACCCCCCAGCCCCAGCCCCACCUCGCCAAGCUCCACCGGUGCCUAUUGGGGAUCAUCUAGUGGAAUCCCUCCUUGCCUUGGCUCAGUUAUUGGAUGCCAACAUACAGCUGACCCGUCAGCUCUUUAAUGCACCAGAGCAAACUCAAUGGAGAAUCCAGGUUAUUAUGUUCAUGUGGAUGCGCCAAUUGUCCCCCCCUGCAACGAUCCCUGCUCCUGUAGCUGCAAACGGGGCCACCGGCCAUGUGUACAGUACAGUUCUCCGGACCAGAGUCCGUCAGAAGAUCCGGGAAAUCCUCAUGCGGAGUACCUUGGAAUCUUACAGCCGGGCUCAAUCUGUAGACGGGCACUUAUAUGUACAUUCCCCUCUCCCAUUAGUGAAAAGCUUCAUACUUGAACAGUCCCCGGUAUUCAGGAGGACAUAUCUCCCUCCUGGGCUCCCAAACAACCACGAAUCCAUGACGAGCUUGGUAACCUUCUUGCGUGCCAUGCUCAAGCAUGAGAGGACUCAUAUGCGCAAUGUGCUUUUGAGUAACAUCCGGCAAGACGCCCGACCACAAGAGCAUGGGACCUGUGCCCAAACUAUUCGACCUUAUCGUUCUUCUGGAUUGAGCGUUCCAGCCCAGGAACGCUCUGCGAUCGGCCGCUGA